Ooceraea biroi (clonal raider ant) is the source of this 3299-nucleotide messenger RNA. Its product is annotated as tropomyosin-2. Lineage: Eukaryota; Metazoa; Arthropoda; Insecta; Hymenoptera; Formicidae. The record is from RefSeq and is a predicted model, not a curated record.
GAUUUAAUUAAUAAAAUCUUCCUGUGAAACAUUACAAAUUAUUAAGAUAAUUUAAUUAUAAGCGUAACAAUUCGCAGGAUCAGUAAACUCAUCAAAAAUUUAAUUAACGCAAUAUUACUGAUUCGGUUUGAAAGAAGAAUAUUUUUGCAAUUAUCCUCCAGCGGAAUCAUGAACGCUAUCAAAAAACAACUACAAACGCUGAAGUUGGAGAAGGAUCUCGCGAUGGACAAAGCUGAUCUGUGCGAUCAACAGGCGAAGGAAGCAAAUCGGCGGGAAGAGAAGCUUCGGGAUGAGGUUCGCGAACUGGCGAAGAAGCUGGUGCAAAUGGAGCACGAUCUGGAAGUGAGCAAGACGCAGCUGUUAAGAUCGAACAGGAGCCUCGAGAUGAAGGAAAGGAUCUAUAUCGUGACGCAGUCGGAGCUGGCUGUGCUCAAUAGGAAAAUGCAGCAGCGCGUGCAGAAUCUAGAGAAAUCCGAGGAGCGACGUUUGUCGGCUCAAGCAAAGCUCGCGCAGGCCAUGGAGACCGCGGAAGAUGCAAAGCGCAUCUGCAAAGUCCUGGAGAACAGGAGCAAGCAGGACGAAGAACGAAUGGAUCAACUGAUGACACGAUUGAAGGAGGCGAGGCUUAUUGCUGAGGACGCCGAUACGAAAUCCGACGAGAUCUCGAGAAAAUUGGCGUUCGUCGAGGACGAGCUCGAGACGGCGGAGGAAAGGGUUAAAUCGAGCGAGGCGAAAAUUCUCGAGAGGGAAGAUGAAUUAUUCAUCGUCGGCAAUAUAUUAAAAUCUUUAGAGGUGUCUGAGGAGAAAGCUAAUCAAAGGGUGGAGGAGUUUAAAGCACAGUUGAAAGAAUUAAAAAUCAAGUUAAAGUCUGUCGAGAAACGUGCCAUAAUCGCCGAGAAGACCGUCAAGAUAUUCACGAAAGAGAUGGACAAGAGAGAAGAUUACCUGUUGAAAGAGAAGGAAAAAUACAAAUUUAUCUGUGACGAUCUGGAUUCCACGUUCUCUGAGCUAACGGGAUACUAAAACAAUUUUUGCAUAAAGGAAUCCGUUAUUUCUCUUCGAGAGAUUUUCACGAAUAUAAAUAUAAUCAUAAAAUUCUCAUGUGCACGUUUAAUAAACAUCAUCUCAUGAGGUUCGUUCAAUAAAUACACCCUUCGUACUUUACACGAUAUCAAUUUAUUUAAUCGAUUCUACGAUCAACACAAUGCAUCGAAACGCCGUACCACAGAUUUAAUACAGUUUAAAUUUAAAUCGCACAUUUUUUUUAAUCGUACAACCUCCGAUCGCAGAACGGAGAAAGAAUUUCAUCGAGAGCCCUUGCGACGACUCCUGUGCAAUCUCGCACUACACUCCUGCCCCUUUUUACAAUGACGUUAAUCGUAGUCACAAGUAACAAUUGUCCGUUUGAUUUGUUCACCUGCCUCCAUCCAUAUCGAUGCAACAAUUAAAGUGCAUUCUCCGAGCUGCACGGAUUAUCGCUGAGAGUGAUGUGGGUUGCACUGAGUUGUGUCACCGCAUCAUCCUUCGAGGACCGUGUAACUGUUUCGUCGCGUCCAACAAAAAAACCGACCGAAACCACCCUGUCGCGAGACCUUGCUGAGCGUCCCAGAGCGUCGAGUGCAAUCAGAUAAAUAGAAAGACCGUCUAAUCGAGAUUUGGCUCGUGUAAAAAAAUUCGUCGCAGUGUAAAAAAUUCGUUGAUCAGUUGAUGUCCGAGAUCGUUGGUCGUUUGUUUCCAUGUUGUCGAGGCUGUCGUAUCCUCGCGUGAUCCUUGCGCGAUUACGGUAACGAAGAGAACUGGUCCCGGGAGGGUUGCGACGAGGGAUCGAUUGACAGAACUCGGUCCGGUUCCAUGACGCAAGAAAAAUGUACAAAAAUCGUGUCGACGAGAGAGUGUCCGGCAACCGCGCCACGACGAAUCGCGCUUCGUCCACUCCGAAGGUCGUCCCAUCAUCGAAUUAAUCGAACACUACGAGUUUGAUUGACGUGCUUCCCUUAUAUACAUUAACGUAACGUAACGUAGCGUCGUACAUGCGGUAUGCACGCGCCUUGAUGCCCGUGUACUCAAAUAUAUGUAUUUAUAUACGUAUAACUAUGUAUAUAUAUUAUGUAUAUGUGGCCUCGUCUUCGUAGUGUCGCGCACGCAGCUUUCAUCAAACUCAUUGGCAUUGGUUACUUCACACGAAAUCUCGAAGAAAAAUCGCUCGCGGUAUUUCGCGGCGCGAUCAGAAUUCUCGUUAACUUCUCUCAGUUCCCGUGAGAUCAAAGUUACCCUCGAUGUGUAUAUAAUACACAUGUAUGUGUGUGUGUCUGCGGUAAAUCCGGAGCGAUCCCCUUAAAGCGCUCGAAUUAAUUGAGAAGUAGAAGAGUGUAUAUACGCCAUCACAGGUAUUCGAAUAUAAAACACCGUAUACUUAAUUAUUUAGAGCGACGCUUGUCGGCAGUGGGGUCGAGAAAGAGGGAGGGCUGGAAAUCGAGUGGCAGGAACGUUACUUUGACCAGAUAAAAGUUACAAAACGCUCCUUUUUUCCGUUGGUCUCGCAGCGUGUAAAGCGAUCUCAAAGCGGUACUUUACACGUAAAAGUAGUCUGGUAAAGUAGUCUGCGUAAUGGCAGUGUCGUGUGGAAGUAUCGGAAGCACUCUCGGCGCGUGGUAGCACGUGCGCGCGUUUAAUUAACACUAAUGGCAAUUUCAUUAGUACUUUCGAGUUUCAGUCUGAUAGAGAGGAAGCGCUUCAAUUGGCGCUCGACCUGUGUCGCAUGACAGUGGGAUUGGCCGCGUCGUGGUCGUCGAAGUGUCGAGGUGCGCGACAUUACAAGAGCGAGAGAGAAGGAGAGAAUUCAUGUUGAGAGAAUGAGAGGAGAGACGACUAUUCGCGGCUCUCUUUUUUUUCAAGCGCUUCUACCGAAAUCCACGAUCGAAAUUCACGUGCGAUCUCGCCGUGAUCUCGGCGCUUCAAUUGGCGCUCGAUUCCCUCGCGAUCGUAUCGCGCUCCGCGCACGAAAAACAUUCUACAUAGAAGUCUUAGAAUUAAUAACGGACUUAAAGUAAUCAACGGUGCUAUUCGUACGCAUAUAUAAACUUUACAACAGAGCCCAACCGUCGACGAUCCGUCUUGGAGACUUGGGAGAGUCGCGGUGUCUUCUCCGAUCCGCUUUCGUAUAUUUCAUUAUGAUUCUAAUAUUUGCGCGCCGAAUACAGACGGGCAUCAUCCUCGGGGUGGCGAGAGCUUCGGGCUGCUUUCUUACGCAUUCACACGGAAGAGAAAAACGGAAACACUUUUCGUAAUGUGCAAGCUGG